This is a messenger RNA of Bombina bombina (fire-bellied toad), 603 nucleotides long. Its product is annotated as ADP-ribosylation factor-like protein 6-interacting protein 1. The transcript has a single exon. The record is from RefSeq and is a predicted model, not a curated record. Bases 37 to 588 code for a protein of 183 amino acids. NCBI's taxonomy places the organism in Eukaryota, Metazoa, Chordata, Amphibia, Anura, Bombinatoridae.
GAGCUUAUUGUUUUCUGAUUGCUGUGACAGGUAACAAUGGCGGAAGGGGACAACAAGAGCGUUAACCAGCUGGCAGCAGAGACUUUACGCCUUAAAGAAUACUUUCAAGGAUGGGGAGAGGUGAUCGUCGUAGUUGACCGCACUCUUCGCAGGGAGAAGCCUUGGUUUCCUGCAGUUAUUGUGGGUGUGGUUUCAUUUGUAUUUCUAAUAAUCUACUUCUUGGAUCCAUCUGUCCUUUCGGUAGUAUCCUGUUUUGUAAUUUUCCUGUGCCUGGCUGACUACCUUGUUCCUAGACUUGCUCCCAGAAUUUUUGGAUCCAACCAGUGGACCACAGAUCAGCAGCAAAGAUUUAAUGAGAUUUGCAGCAACCUUGUAAAGACUUGUCGACGAAUCAUGGGUUGGUGGAAUCGCCUCUCUGCCCUUAAAGAGGAAAAGCCAAAAAUGUAUUUGAUGUCUGUGACCAUCUUUCUGGCUAUGCUUGCUUGGAUAGGACAACAGGUUGAUGACCUUUUGCUUACAUAUCUUCUUGUGACCUUUUUUGCUGUUGAUUCCUGGUCUCGACAAACAUCGAAUUAUAACAAAAUAUGAUGGAAUGGGAAAACG